CGAAGAAGAAGAAGAAGAAGAAGAAGAAGAAAAGACGAAGAAGCGAGUCAGGAGAAGAAGAAAAGUAAACAGAAGAAGUUAGAAGUAGAAGAAGAAGAAGAAGAAGUAGAAUAG
Messenger RNA from Trichophyton verrucosum HKI 0517, 114 nucleotides. RefSeq lists its product as uncharacterized. The annotation marks the transcript as partial. The transcript has a single exon. The record is from RefSeq and is a predicted model, not a curated record. NCBI's taxonomy places the organism in Eukaryota, Fungi, Ascomycota, Eurotiomycetes, Onygenales, Arthrodermataceae.